Cinclus cinclus is the source of this 1729-nucleotide messenger RNA. RefSeq names its product activated leukocyte cell adhesion molecule (gene ALCAM). Gene Ontology annotation, biological process: cell adhesion. Gene Ontology annotation, cellular component: plasma membrane. The record is from RefSeq and is a predicted model, not a curated record. The transcript is spliced from 15 exons. Lineage: Eukaryota; Metazoa; Chordata; Aves; Passeriformes; Cinclidae. Bases 44 to 1729 code for a protein of 561 amino acids.
GGGAUUGUACACAGUAAAUGCAAUAUAUGGAGACACUAUUACUAUGCCUUGUCCUCUAGAAGUACCAGAUGGUCUUAUGUUUGGAAAAUGGAAAUAUGAAAUGCCAAAUGGAUCUCCAGUAUUUAUUGCCUUCAGAUCAUCAACAAAAAAAAAUGUACAGUAUGAUGAUGUACCAGACUACAAAGACAGGUUGAAUCUCUCAGAAAACUAUACAUUAUCCAUCAAGAAUGCAAGAAUCAGUGAUGAAAAGAGAUUUGUAUGCAUGCUAGUUACAGAAGAUGAUGUUUCCGAAGAGCCGACGAUAGUCAAAGUUUUCAAGCAACCCUCUCAACCAGAAAUCUUACAUCAAGCAAACCUCUUAGAAACAGAGAAGCUACAAAUGCUUGGGGAGUGUGUUUCAAGGGACAGCUAUCCUGAGGGCAAUGUCACGUGGUACAAAAAUGGGAGAGUUUUGCAUCCCGUGGAUGAUGUUGUGGUCAUAAAUUUGCAAAAGAUGGUGGACAGAACAACCGGACUCUUCACCAUGACAUCAUCCCUUCAGUACAUGCCAACAAAGGAAGAUGUAAAUGCCAAGUUUUCUUGCAUUGUGACUUACUAUGGACCAUCUGGCCAGAAGACAAUGCAGUCUGAACCAGUUGUCUUCGAUGUUCACUACCCAACAGAGAAGGUGACUAUUCAAGUGCUGCCACAAAGUAGUACCAUUAAAGAGGGUGAUAACAUCACUCUGAAGUGCUCAGGAAAUGGCAACCCUCCUCCACAGGAGUUCCUGUUUUACAUUCCAGGAGAAACAGAAGGUAUAAGAAGCUCAGAUACUUACGUAAUGACAGAUGUGAGACGAAAUGCAACAGGAGAAUACAGGUGCUCUCUGACUGACAAAAGCAUGAUGGACUCAACCACCAUCACUGUGCACUAUUUGGAUUUACAGCUUACUCCUAGUGGAGAAGUAACAAAACAGAUUGGAGAGGCCUUGCCUGUGUCAUGUACGAUUUCUUCUAGUAGAAAUGCAACUGUGUUUUGGAUAAAGGACAAUACCAGAAUGCAAACAAGUCCAUCAUUUUCAAGUCUUCAGUAUCAAGAUGCUGGAAACUAUGUCUGUGAAACUACUCUACAGGAGGUCGAAGGAUUGAGGAAAAGACAGACACUUAAACUUAUUGUGGAAGGAAAACCUCAAAUCAAAAUGACCAAGAAAACCAACACAAAUAAAAUGUCUAAAACAAUUAUCUGCCAUGUGGAAGGUUUCCCCAAACCAGCAGUGCAGUGGACAGUUACGGGCAGCGGAAGCAUCGUAAAUAAAACAGAGGAGACAAAAUAUGUUAAUGGGAAAUUUUCCAGUAAAAUUGUAAUUGCUCCUGAAGAAAAUGUAACUUUAACUUGCAUUGCAGAAAAUGAGCUAGAAAGGACUGUGACCUCCAUGAACGUCUCUGCUAUAAGUAUUCCGGAAUAUGAUGAGCCAGAGGAUAGAGGUGAUGACAAUAGUGAAAAGGUUAAUGACCAGGCAAAGCUCAUAGUGGGAAUUGUGGUCGGUCUUCUGCUGGUUGCUCUCAUUGCAGGUGUUGUCUACUGGCUCUAUGUGAAGAAAUCAAAUGACGCCAAAAGAAAGUCUGAGAAGGCAGCAGCACAGAACUUUCCAAGUCUGCCGAGGACAGCAUCAAAACAUGUAGACAAAGAUCUUGGAAAUAUAGAAGAAAACAAAAAACUAGAGGAAAACAAUCAUAAAUCUGAAACUUAA